Messenger RNA from Amoebophrya sp. A120, 1898 nucleotides. Lineage: Eukaryota; Dinophyceae; Syndiniales; Amoebophryaceae. The record is from the annotation of a GenBank genome assembly.
GGCACGACCAGCAAAAAACCUUCCGCGGCGUCCACCAAGCAAUCGACGUUGCCGCGCACCAACAGGGUUCAAACCAUGCUGCCGAACAAGACGCACGCUCCCCCAGCGCGCCGCUCCGGCGGCUUCCCGGCCCCGCGAAGGGCGGCACGCCGACAUACUACUCGCCGACGCACUGCGGCUACACGUGGUCCAGCUGGAGCGCGUGCAGCGGGGGCACGCAGUCGCGGACGUACAUGAUCCACACGUACCCCGCGAACGGGGGCACCGCCUGCCAGUACAGCAACGGCGCGACGCAGAGCCAGGCGUGCGGUACGAACUGCGUGGGGAGCUGGGACUACACCACCGCGCAACUGCAGGCGCAGUGCGCGGGGAACGGGGAGCAGCGAACCCGGACGUACACGCACACGACGGUGGUGGCGAACGGGGGCGUGGAUUGCACAACCUCGAACGGCGCGACGGAAAGCAUCACCUGUCCCACGACCACCACGCCGGCGCCCACGACCACCACCACCACCACGACGGUCACAACCACGACGACGUUGACGACAACCAUCACGACGACGACCACGGUUACCACAACGCUGACGAGCACCACAACGUCGACCAGUACGACAACGUCGACCACCACGACAACGUCCACAAGCGCCACCACCGUCACCACGACCAGCACGUUUACGACAACCUCAACGCUCACCACCACCACCUCCACCACUACCACCAAAGGCGAUUGCGACGCGGUUGACUGCGUCGGGGCGUACGGUGCCUUUUCCGCCUGCUCGAACGGCCAGAAGAGCCGCACCUACGCGAUCAGCGUGGUGCCGUACUGCGGCGGGUCCUACUGCCCGGCCAGCCACGGGGACGUGAACACGGAAACGUGCGGGACGCCGUGCAAUGGCAGCUGGAGCGCGUGGAGUAGUUGCACUGCUGGUAACGGCGGCACGGCGCCCACCCGAACCUACACGCGGACGCAGGAAGCAGCGGACGGCGGACUGGAGUGCGCGUUUGCCAAUAACCAGGUGGAGACCAGCACGGUGUUGUGCGCGACCAGCACGACGACAACGACGACGACGAGCACCAGUACGUCGACUAGUACAGUGACAGUAACGCAGGCCAUGCUCACGACGACCAGUACUUCGACAACGACGACCACGACCACUACCACGAGAACUUUGACCACCACAGUUACCACGACCGUGACAGUGACGACAACCACGACAGUCACCACCACCGGCGCCACCGUUGUCGAAACAGCGGAGGUGUUGGCGUUGAGCCCGGAAUUUUCGAUGCAACUCUCCCCGGACGUGAACGUGGCGUCGCUAGCGGAAGACACGGACUUCACGAAAGCGAUGUGCGAUUCCAUGCUGAGUUACUUGAGUGCGGAGCUGGGGAGCGACACGACGUGCGAGGUGGUCAGCGUCUCGGUCGGAAGUGGGAGUGGGCGGAGGAAGUUAUUUCGCGGCCGUGAUGAUCGUGGAAAGGAGAGCUGGAGUCAUGCCGGGGCUAGGACCAGUCAGGACGGGGAAGGGUAUUGGUCUCCUGAUGUAAAAACGAGCAGAAGAAGUCUGCAGGUGUCCACUUCUGUCGUCGUUGAUUUUGAAUUUGCGAUCCCCAGUUCAUCAUCAUCUCCAACUGCGGCGGGUGGAAGUAGUGGAACCGGCAGUACCGGCAGCUCCUCCUCGUCCUCCAGCAUCGCUACUGUCGCGGCCAGCCUGCAGGCAAAGUCCCUGGACAGCGCGGCGAUCGCCAGUCUCGCGAACACCCAGAUUAGCGCGGCGGGCAAGGCGAGCCUGAUUUCCGUCCAGGAAGUGAAGACCACGAGCCUCGCCCCGGUCGAGCGCAAGGUGCUCCGGUUCGACUGGAGCGGCACGAGCUACGUGAACCACGACGAGUAUCAGUAG